Molecule: messenger RNA, 987 nt
Organism: Colletotrichum spaethianum
Lineage: Eukaryota; Fungi; Ascomycota; Sordariomycetes; Glomerellales; Glomerellaceae
Product: 3-methylitaconate isomerase
Exons: 1
Coding region: 1-987 (328 amino acids)
Source: RefSeq, a predicted model, not a curated record
AUGGGCUCUCCAGACCCAUACGGUCGCCAAUUGAAUGGCAUGGGGUCAGGCAUCUCGUCAACGUCAAAAAUUAUUGUGCUGUCUCCGCCAUCGCGGCCUGAUGUCGACGUAGACUAUACGUUCGUGCAAGUCGGGAUCGAGGAUGGGAGCCUCGACAUGGCCGGAAACUGCGGCAACAUGUCAUCAGCUGUUGGGCCAAUGAGUCUGGACGAAGGUCUCGUCACGAACCCGCGGAUCGAAGAAGUCGACGGCCAUCAGUUUGCUGUCGUGCGCAUUUUCAACACAAACACAUCCAAGGUCAUCUCGGCGCGCUUCAGCGUCAGUGGGAGCCCGCCAAAGUACUCUCCCGACGGCGACUAUACGAUGGAUGGUGUACCCGGCACCAACUCGCCCAUCACGCUCAGCUUCCUGGACCCAGCCGGAGCCAAGACAGGCAAAGCACUUCCCACUGGCAAUGCUUGCGAUUGGCUGCUCCUCCCAGACGCGAGUACCAUACAGGCGUCCCUGGUAGAUGUUAGCAACCCCGGUGUCUUUGUACGGGCUACAGACUUGGGCAUCCCUUCGCCAGAGGACUUGACACCACAAGCUGUUGAGGCAGACGCUGCUUUGAAGGCGAGGCUGGACGGAAUCCGACGUGCGGGCGCUUCUCUUAUGGGACUGAACCCCGACGUGGAGAGCGUUCCCAAGAUUGUAUUGCUUUUCUCGGACAACCGUUCACCCGACGUUGACAUUCGAUGUCUGGCAUUAUCUAUGGGACAGGCACAUAAAGCUGUUCCGCUGACGCUUGCGCUGUGUCUUGGUGCCGCCAGCCAGCUACCGGGCACCAUCCCGGCCCAACUGGCCGGUAAUCGGUCAAAGAGCUCAAUUAUCAUUGGGCAUCCAAGCGGCAAGGUAGAUAUUGGUGCCACUUUCGAGGACGGGAAGAUCAAGUCGGCAGAUCUUCACCGCACUGCACGAGUGCUGAUGAAGGGCCAUGUGUAUUACUAG